UGUCACUGUGCUGCUGCAUCGCUGAACAGCAUGAAGAUGAGGGAGAUAUAGUGGCUGUUAGACGGGCGGACAGUUUUGGCCUGUGUCUUUAAAAGCCAUAUCGUCCUGGAGUUUUGCUCAGUCGACGUGAAAUGAGGAAUAAUGAGUGACUAGAUAAAGGUUUGCCGGUGACCUGAAAGAUCUCUUGUGAAAGACAUGGACUAAAAAGCAGAGUGUGUGUGAGUGUGUGUGAUGUGUGAGUGUAUGUGGUGUGUGUGUGUGUGUGUGAGUGUAUGUAUGAAUGGGUGUAAUUGUGUGUGAGGUACAGCAUCUGGAUAUAACCAUGGCUGUGAGGUGGCAGCUGAAGACGAUCCACUAAAAAACAAACAUAGAAUACGUCUUCUUCCUCUCCUUUGCCUCCUUGGGCCAACAGUAGCCCAAUUUCCAACAGAGCCCUGCUGGCUAACAAUACCUGUGGAGGUCGCUGGUAACCCGUGCCUGGACCGAUCCGGUAUGAAAUUCAGAUGAGCGUGUGAAGCUCUGGCUACCACGAAGGCCACUGCUGCAGGCUGGACAGCGCAGCCACAUGAUCACAUGACUCUGGACAUGGACGCGGUCCUGUCAGACUUUGUUCGGUCUACAGGGGCAGAACCUGGUCUGGCACGUGACCUGCUGGAGGGUAAAAACUGGGACCUGAGCGCUGCUCUGAGUGACUAUGAGCAGCUGCGGCAGGUCCACACUGCCAACCUGCCACAAGUAUUUAAUGAGGGCCGUUACUACAAGCAGCCAGAGCGCAGUGGAACCCCUCAGCACCUCAACAAGCUGGAGCAAUGCUUGCAGAGGCAAGAGGAGAACACUCAGGAGAAGCGUCUUUCUCGGGGCAUCUCACAUGCCAGCUCUGCCAUCAUGUCUCUGGCGCGGAUGCAUGUGACGGGUGAGUGCACCAGGGAGCAGUUGCCUCUCGAGAUGCCCAUCUACACCUUCCAACUACCUGACCUGAGUGUGUACAGCGAGGAUUUCCGCAACUUCAUUGAGCGUGACCUGAUUGAACAAUCUACCAUGGUGGCACUGGAGCAGGCAGGUCGUCUGAAUUGGUGGUCCACUAUAUGUACUAGCUGUAAGAAGCUACUGCCAUUAGCAACAACUGGAGAUGGUAACUGCUUACUGCAUGCUGCUUCCUUAGGUAUGUGGGGCUUCCAUGACAGAGAUUUGGUGCUGAGGAAAAGUCUGUAUGCUAUGAUGAAGAGUGGGGCAGAGAGAGAGGCUCUGAAGAGGAGGUGGAGAUGGCAGCAGACGCAGCAAAACAAAGAGUCAGGGUUGGUGUAUACAGAGGAAGAGUGGGAGAGAGAGUGGAACGAACUGCUGAAGUUGGCCUCCAGUGAGCCUCGCACACACUUCAGUAAAAACGGCAACACCAGUGGAGGUGUGGAUAAUUCAGAAGACCCUGUCUAUGAGAGUCUGGAGGAGUUCCAUGUGUUUGUGUUGGCUCAUGUGCUGAGGCGGCCAAUCGUGGUGGUGGCUGACACCAUGCUCCGAGACUCUGGGGGAGAAGCAUUUGCACCCAUCCCCUUUGGGGGUCUUUACCUGCCCCUGGAAGUACCACCCAACCGAUGCCACUGCUCUCCCCUGGUCCUGGCAUAUGACCAGGCACACUUUUCUGCCCUGGUCUCUAUGGAGCAGAGAGACCAGCAGAGAGAGCAAGCCAUCAUCCCUUUGACAGACUCUGAGCACAAGCUUUUAGCCCUGCACUUUGCUGUGGAUCCAGGCAGAGACUGGGAGUGGGGGAGGGACGACAACGACAAUGCCAAACUGGCCAAUCUUAUUUUCUCACUGGAAGCGAAGCUAAAUCUCCUGCACAGUUAUAUGAAUGUUACAUGGAUUCGAAUACCAUCAGAGACACGAGCUCCCCUUGCUCAACCCGAGUCACCCACUGCAUCAGCAGGUGAAGAUGUGCAGUCUCUGGCCGAAUCAAUGGACUCGGACCGUGAGUCUGUCUGUAGCAAUUCCAACCUCAACAAUGGCAAGUCUAGUAAAGAGAAAGACAAGGAUAAGCAGCACAAGGAGAAAGACAAAGCUCGUGCUGACUCAGUAGCCAACAAGCUGGGCAGCUUUAGCAAGACACUAGGCAUCAAACUGAAAAAGAAUAUGGGUGGCUUGGGUGGUCUGGUACAUGGAAAAAUCAGCAGGUCUACCAUAACAAAUGGCCGCGCUGUGGAGAGCAGUGAACAGAAGCCCAAGAAGAAGGACUCCAAAACACGCAAAGAAAACAAAGAGGAGUCGGGCCAAUCUACCAGCACGUCAUCCUCUGAGAAAGCAACCAGCCCAUCCCCUACUGACAGGGCUUCAGGUAACUCAUCUGGAGAAAGACAGGUCAGUUCAGGCAAAAACUCAGAUGAGCGGACUCUUGACAACUGGAAGUACAGCACUGAUGUUAAGCUCAGCCUGAACAUUCUUCGUGCCGCCAUGCAGGGAGAGCGUAAAUUCAUCUUUGCUGGUUUAUUGUUGACCAGCCACAGGCAUCAAUUUCACGAAGAAAUGAUCAGCUACUACCUGAGCAGUGCACAGGAGCGCUUCAGCACUGAGCAGGAACAGAAGAGAAAAGCUGAGGCUGAGAAAAAGCCUCAGACCAACGGCAUCCUCAAGAAGCCUGAACAAGAGAGCACAUUCCAGAAAGAGCGCUCGGACAGCUCUCCUCCCGAGAGCUGCUCACCUGUCCUGCAUCCCAGCCAUAUCCAUACACUAAAGGGCCAGGGAAGGAAUAGCCCUACCCUUGCUGCUUCCCCAAUUCCCAUCCCUAAUGCCAGCCCGGCUUCAGUCCUCUCCUCGUCCAUGUCACCCGUCCCUUUCUCCUCCCCCAGUCAAGGUGCUAAGCGACAGGAACCCAUCCCGGUGUCCGCCCACUAUAGCCAUACGCCACCCAUCCAGAGGCACAGCGUCAUCCACCUGCGAGAUAACAACACGCAGUCCUCCAGCUACCAGGAUGAAUCCUAUAAAAUUCCAGUGGGGACACUGAAGUCCUGUGCCACGUAUCCACAACAGAACCGCUCACUGUCCUCUCAAAGCUACAGUCCAGCACGCAUGUCUGGGAUUCGCGCCGUUCACGGUGGAGAUUAUUUGCCAUACAGCAUGGCCGGUGAGCACAAAUCCCACACCUAUACCAAUGGCUUCAAUGCAAGCCAUAUCCGGGAUAGCCUGGAGUUUGCCGAUGAGGAACUCACACCACAUUCAUGGCUCAACCAUGACAAAUCCAAGCUCCGCAGUGGAACCUGCCCUAUGUACUGCUUUCAGCAGAAGCGCUGCAAAAGGGAGAACUGCUCCUUUUAUGGCAGACCUGAGACAGAGAACUAUUGCUCCUACUGCUACAGAGAGGAGCUGAAACGCAGGGAAAGGGAGGGCAAAGGACACCGGCCUGGAUAGCCCCGCUCAUACACACACAUGCAGUUUAAAACUGUUGUGUGUGUGUGUAUGUGUGUGUGUGUUUUUUUGUGUGUGUGAUUAAAAGACAGCAGUGACAUCAUCCUCUGCACUUUGAGAGUAAUAGACAAAUACUGGCAUACCAUUUUUUAAAUCUAUUUAAGAAUGAUCUCCUUGUAUUCUUGUUACCUUUCUCUCAAUAGCAAAAUGACACUGCAGUUUACAGCUUUGGCCAGCAAUUGUGCUGUCAUUUUAUUUGUCAGUUUGUCUUAUGUCCAAAUUAACAUUCUUUUACUUGUUCUAGAGUAAAAGCUCAUAUCUGUGCAAUUUGCUCAGUCUGUAAUAUAAAAAUUUCUAGGACUAGCUAAAAGAGAUAUAAAAGCAUAUUUCAGUCUCCUCUAAACUCUUCAAAAGCUACUGGGUACUCAUUUGAACGCAAUACUUCAAUCAAUAUCUCAAUAGCAAGUUACAUCUUUCUGCUUUGAAAAUUAUUCAAAUGGGAGGAACAACCAUUGAUAAGCAUGAAAGUUUUUAAAGCAAUACGUUUGGUAAUGAGCGCAGUCCCUCCCCUUUUUAUCUAUGCAUUCUUAAUGUCAGCCAUAUGGUAUUGUCUUUGUACAGAAAUAUGUGUGAUUUUUAUCUGCCUUGAUUUAAGAAGAUUGUACUGAAAGUUCAUUCGUGGCUAAUCAAAGUGUGCUGCAUGGUAUUUAACAUGCUUUUGAUGUGCAGCACAUGACUGGACCUCGUGUACAUGGGUUUGCAUUCCAUUUAAACUCUCCUCAGUACCAUCUUAUGCAGAACAGUGCCAUUUAUUUCUAUGUGUUUUGCAAUAUACCACAUUCUCAGUAGCAAAUGGCUUCUGUAAAAUAAGCUGCUACUACAUGUGACAAAUUUAUACAAUGCAAGAGUAACAAUAUAAUGGAAUACAAACCUUUAUACACCUUUAAAGUGUAGUGGACUAAAAAAAGUGAAAGCAACUCUGUCAUGUUUGUCAAUGUUGGUUACACACUGGUGUGUUUUAGUUAAUGGCUGUUGCUCAUCAUUUGUUACAGUAACCCAUAAGCACACACAUGUCAAACGAUCAACAGACCUGCCUGUUUUUGCCCUAAACGAAAUCUCUGCCUGAAACAUUCUCCUGUAUUUGAAAUUCUCAGGAAUUAUGUUAAAUGUAAAUAGUAGUUUAAUCCCCAAAUUAAUCGCUUUAGUUGGAUUUAAUGUGUAUUACCCUUCAAGAUUGGCUCAAGACCAUAAGUUUUGGUGGGGCAGAACAAUAUUAAUAACAACAUAGCCUCAAACGAAAUUAAAUCACAUUUGACUAUAAAGUACUAUAUAGCAUUUAUAGAGUAGCUCCAAAAAUUGGCAAAAGAGAGACUACAGUACAAUACAUAAAUGAACUUGAACAUACUAUGUAUGGUUAUGAUGAUUUCUGUCUACAAAUAAUUGCUCUCCAAAGACACAUUCAAAACCUAGCUAGUACUGUAGAUAGCUUGAUAAAUCUGUACAAAUAAUGUAAGCUAAAAAAAACAAUUCUAAUCAAGGGAAAGGACUGAAAACCAUGGGCUUAGCAAUGUAUGCUUAAAUGCAACCCUGUAUGGUGUAGCAAGCAUUGUUAUAAUGUGAGACACAAAUGGGGAAAUAUCAUUAACUGUCCUGUCUGAAGCUCCUCCCCCACUCAUUCAUAGAACAAGUAUGGGGCAGGGUGAUUGCUGCCCCAAAGGAUCUCAAUAUGACGCCAUUUUUUUACCACUAUGUGCAAUAAUGACUCAAUGGAGCUUUAUGGAGCACAAAGCACACUGCUCCAAGAUUGUAUCUAGUAAGGAGAUUAAAUGAAUAGAAAAUCAGCUUAUACCUGUUAAUUGAUUUUUUUUUUAUUGUUGGUCACUCAAAAGAGGUUAUUAGUAUUGCAAGAUUAAAAUCUGUUGCAACAUAUAUAUUUGGCUGAGCUCUGCCCUAAGCUGUCAAGACAUAAUUAACAGCAGCAUUGCUGUUAUAGAUGUUAUCUAUUACAGCAAAUAGCUACAUCAUAGCAGGUGUCUAAAUCUUAACUUGCUUUGUCUACAAAGAAGGCCUUGAUUCCUCUUCUAUUCAGAGCACCAGAAGGCCUGGGCAAAGCAAAAUCUUCUCCUAGUGCUUCUCUUCUUUAGGCGAGUCAUGAAUGUGAGAGCAUUACUCACUACUUUCUGGUGUGUGGUGUAAUACUGAAUAAUACUUCACACUCUUAUGGUCAGUGGGUCUGUCUGUCCUGUAUGCUGUGUUCUCCCCAAUGUUUUUUCUUGCUCCUUCCUUCUACAUGUUCUCCUCUUCCUCCUUUCUUUGUGACAGAUUCAUGGACUUGCACCGUGUUAGAAUUGUAAAAAAUGAUUUUAUAUUCAUUUGACAGUUUUACACUAAAUUAUUAAUUUGCACAUUAGGUACUGAUGUAAAUAUUAGGAGAAAACAGGAAAAGAACAAAACAAAAUUAGUUUGUUGUUUA
Molecule: messenger RNA, 5866 nt
Organism: Silurus meridionalis
Lineage: Eukaryota; Metazoa; Chordata; Actinopteri; Siluriformes; Siluridae
Gene: otud7a
Product: OTU deubiquitinase 7A
Exons: 14
Coding region: 574-3396 (940 amino acids)
Biological process (GO): protein K11-linked deubiquitination; protein K63-linked deubiquitination; protein deubiquitination involved in ubiquitin-dependent protein catabolic process
Cellular component (GO): nucleus; cytoplasm
Molecular function (GO): DNA binding; K63-linked polyubiquitin modification-dependent protein binding; cysteine-type deubiquitinase activity
Source: RefSeq, a predicted model, not a curated record